Alternaria burnsii is the source of this 3822-nucleotide messenger RNA. Its product is annotated as tpr-like protein. The transcript is spliced from 4 exons. Gene Ontology annotation, molecular function: protein binding. NCBI's taxonomy places the organism in Eukaryota, Fungi, Ascomycota, Dothideomycetes, Pleosporales, Pleosporaceae. The coding region runs from base 1 to 3822 and encodes 1273 amino acids. The record is from RefSeq and is a predicted model, not a curated record.
AUGGCUGACGUCUUUUUGAGUUUCUUCCGCAGUUCGUUGCCGGACGAACUUGCGGCAGUGCUUGAAACCACUAUCAAGGCAACCGAAUCCGGGGAUUUUUUGGAGGUGCUCCAACUACCGGAAGCGCAACUCCUUCUAGGCCGUGAGGACAAUGAAGCCACCAAGGACGUCAGAAGAGGCGAUUUCGCUGUCUGGAACGACUAUAUCUUUCGCCGCCUUGGACUACUCCUGUCAAAACAGAAUGAAGUGGAUUCGGGUUCAAUACAAGAAACAGCAGCAUACAAACAACAUACAUACCUCCUGAUUGCGGUCGCUGCGUUAUAUGCAUUUCUGCAGUCGAAUGUUACUGGACCGCCACUACCUUUCAAGUCUGCCGAAACACUUUUAUCGGAAGACAUCACAGGCGAUGUAAAAGCCCUCAGCAAAGCAAGGGCAGAUCUCGUUGCAUCGCUGAGCACAGAUGGUGUUGCAGCAUACAGACUUACACCAAACAUCGAGCUACUGUGCCUCGCACAAACUAUCCUCAUCAGCCCGGCUAUUCGAAAGAACAUUCCGGCCGCGGCGUGGGCGCGCCUCAGGGCCAAUUUCGUCCAUCAGAGACUGCUCAGCGAGUCGGCACCCAGUCUACAAGAUGCCAUCUAUGACGACUUGAAGGUCGUAGAAGAUUUGAUUCACAACUCAGAUAAGAGCAGGGAGAUCAAGGACUUGCAUCCUAGCUUCCUACUGGAACGAGCAGCGGUCCAUACGCAUCAUGGUCUGGAUAAAAAAGCUAAGGCGGAUCUUGAUCAGGCAACCUCAGAACGCAAGUUCGAAUUUGCAUUGACUGGACUCAUGGGAAAGAGAACGAAGUUCCAGCAGAAAGAUACUAGCCAGCUCAUCGUACUCGCCCGAAGUGCAGGGUCGGAAACCAAUGACGCAGCAGACGCAAGCUCAAAACCAAAAGCCUUGGACCUGAACGACGAUACCUUGCUUGAGUCUAUUUCCUUCACCAACGAUACUGCGUCCAUGGAGAUCAAGGAUGAGUCUUCUCUACCAUCAUCUCUUACAUCCAUGGACCCAUCAAACCAACCUCUACUCGAUCCACUGGAUUCUGUCAUCAUGCUCUCGCUGGCUGAGAGCAUCAAGAACACGAACCCUGCCGAUGGUCUUACAAGAGAACAAACCGAGCCGUACGCUACCAGGGUACUAGAGGGCGGCAGCUCGAACUGGCAAGUUUACACCCAAGCUCUCCUUGUACGCAGUCGCAUCGAAGGCUACAAGUCGCGGACCAUGGAGCGAGGAUUGCUUCAACUGCAAGCACUUGUGGAUCAAGUUAUCGCGGAGACUUCUGGCGACGCGACCACUGAUGCUGAGACGGGCGAGAAGAUCACUUCUUUCCUUCCACAGGCGAAGGACAGCGAGGCGGCAUCUGUUGAAGAGCGCCUUCGCUACAUCUUCCCUCUCUGUUCACCAUCACGUUGGGAGCUAGAGUCUGAGCUUGCUGCUCGAUGGGUCGCUCUAGGUGGUUUGCGAUCUGCGCUCGAGAUCUACGAGAGAUUGGAGAUGUGGGCCGAAGCAGCCCUGUGCUAUGCAGCCACCGAGAAGGAAGAGAGGGCGCGUAAGAUGAUCCGAAGACAACUAUUCCAUGCUACCAAUGGCGAUGAUGAGAACGUGGAUCUCGACGAGGAGAAGUGGGAGGGUGCUGAACGGGACCCACCGCCAGCCGAAGCACCACGUUAUUACUGUAUCCUGGGUGACAUUGACAACGAUCUCUCCAUGUAUGAGAAGGCUUGGGAUGUCUCGGGCAAACGUUACGCGCGCGCUCAACGAUCUCUUGGUCAACGCUACAUCGCAGCACGCAACUACGAGAAAGCCGUAGAAGCCUACGAGCUUUCACUCAAGAUCAACUCGCUCUACCAUCCCGCAUGGUUCGCCCUCGGAUGCGCAUACCUCGAAACCCUCCAAUUCAAGAACGCCGUUGAGGCGUUUUCCCGCUGCGUCCAACUCGACGACCAGGACGCCGAAGCAUGGAGCAACCUCGCCGCCUCUCUUCUGCACCUCAAGCCCAGGAUUCAGGAAACCGAGGAUGGCGAGCUGCAAGAGACAAGAGUGACAAACCAUCCUCGUACCGACGCUCUCAAGGCUUUCAAACGCGCCGCCACCAUCAAGCACGACAACUACCGUAUUUGGAAUAAUGUCCUCGCCGUCAGCGCCUCCACCAACCCACCCUCUUGGUCCGACGUCGUAACUGCACAACGCCGUAUCUGUGAGCUCCGCGGCUCCACCGAAGGCGAAAAGUGCGUUGAUGCAGAAGUCAUCGACAUGCUAGUCAAGCACGUCGUUUCCAGCGAAGAAGAGUUUGAUAUUUCACGUCCUGGUCUCCCCCGCCUCGUAAACGACCUCAUCGAGAAACACAUCAAGCCUCUCAUCACCGUAUCGCCCAAACUAUGGAUCAUUCUAGCAACACUGUACACGCACACCAAGCGACCGAGUUCGGCACUAGAAUGUCACGAGAAGGCGUGGCGAGCAGUGACGAGUCAGCCGAAAUGGGAAUCUGGUACCGAAGUAGAGUGGAAUGCCGUUGUUGAGAUGACGAUGGAUCUACUGGAUGCCUAUGAGACUUUGGGACCGCGUGAGCGCACCGAGGGUCUGGCGGCUGGAAGUGGGGAGCUGGUGGCCAAGGACUGGAAGUUCAAGUCAAGGAGUGCGGUGAGGAGUGUCAUGGGUAAGGCGGAUCACUCACGGAGCGAUAUGAACGCUAGAGAUCUCAACGGGUGUGAGCUUCAAGGUGGCACGGUUGUAGCCGGCGCUACCUAUGUACUCAUCUUCGUAGGAUAUCAUAAACCCACGAUCAUGUUGUUUCUAUCGAAAGUCCUUCUCUUUGCGCCAUACCUAUUACCCAUCUUGGCGAGUGCUCAUCACUCUCAACGGCAAGGGCCCUUCGCCCUGACGUUAAACCCAACGUCUAUCAUAGCUUCACGAGUCAACUCUUCAGGUCGUGUCGAACUACGGACAUACCAGGCCACCUCCGAGUAUCUCUCGUACUUUGACAACACCAUAAGCCAAUUCGAUCCGCAAGAUAGAUUCAACGAGCCAUGGGAAUGUAGCAAGGCUGCAAUAUCCACGUUUCGCACUGCUAUCGCUGGCAUUACGAGGGACUUGACCGAAUCUCUCGGACAUAGACCCAAAUAUUCUACACUAGUUUGCCCUGCGAUCUUCAGCCAUUCAUCUUGGUGCGCCGCCUACCGAGCAAUCCGCACCUCACCCGAUGAUGACGACAGACCAUUCAAUCAACUAAAAAUAGACGAUCGACCGUUCAGCGAAAGAUUUGGGGGAGCGGCCGCUUGCGAGGCUUAUGACUUGUUUCAUCGAUGCGAUCGGUUGGGUCGAGCGCCUGAAGACUGUGACGAGGAUGGCCCUGUGAACUUGAUCAUUGGGGUUGAAUACGAACAAAGCUAUAUGCAUGUCAGGCUUUUCGAAAUGGUAUAUGACCACCAUGGUUAUGCAAACGUUGCUGAAAAGAUGUGCCUCAAGUGCGGGCUUCGUUUCAAUGAGGAUCGUAUCCGCAGCUUCCUGCAUAGCUCCAUCCGAGAAGUAGUAGCGAGCGAUAAGUGGUAUGAGAUGGACGACCUUCGGGCAGUGGUUGUCGUCGGUGAAGUUCCGCGAGCAGCAAUCGCAAAGCUGGAAAACUUAGUCCAGGAGACCCUGAAGUUGGACCAUAUCACGAUGCUGAACGACAGUGAUGCAGCUCUUGUCAAAUCCUAUGGUGCAGCUUCGUAUGCUUUGCAUACUGAAGUUCAUCCUGAGUCUAUCAAGUAUUCGUAUCGCCGCCGCUGGAGGUAG